AGAAGUGGUCACUUCACCACCGGUCAGUUUAUGGCAGUCUUUGUUCGAUAACCGAUCGAAGAACAACACGAAAGUGAUGAUCGAUUCUCCGCUUUCGUGAUCGGAUUGAAAGUGAAACAACGUGUGAAGAUUUUGGACAUUUCUUGAAAGAUCAGGUAUAGUUCGUUUUCCAUAUAAGUGACGCAUGCGCACUGAAUGGCGACGAAAGCGACUAAACGCAGCUCGAGUGGCGCUGAGUACCGCGGUGUCGCCUACUCAACUCCAAGAAGGAAAACGACGCAUCGCGAAAGUGGUCUCGUUUGCUUCACCUGCAGCGUUUGCUGUAUCCUCAGCCUAAUUUGCACAUGUCUGGCCACGUUGCUGGUGCUUGUCGAUCAAAAAGUCGAGGCAGCCGUCCUUCAAUACCGUUUUACCACAAUGAACAAGGACACCAUCUCCGAUUUGUCGUUCCGUUUACCGAAGGAAGUGAAACCCUUGCACUAUGAUGUAUAUUUGCAUCCGGACUUGAACAAGGGCACCUUCCAGGGCAAAGUCACUAUACUGAUUGAUGUUCUGGAUACAAGAAGAUUCAUAGCGCUGCAUCAGAAGGAACUGAAUAUUACGUCUACGGUGUUGAAGACAUAUGAUAGGGAGGAAAAUUAUGAGUUGGAGGUGCUGGAUGUUGUACAGAUCCCGAAACACGAGAUGUUCGUGGUGGGGACCAAGAAUGAACUGCACACGGGACUUUAUAAUUUGAGCAUCGAGUUCAAUGGCGCUUUGCAACCUGAUAAAAUUGUUGGGUUCUAUUCGAGCAAAUAUACUGACUCGCAGAAUAGGACUAGAUACAUCGCCACAUCAAAGUUCGAACCAACAUACGCAAGAAGAGCGUUUCCAUGUUUCGACGAACCAGCGUUCAAAGCGGAAUUCACGGUGAAACUAGUACAUCCAACCGGAGAGUACAAUGCCUUAUCAAACAUGAAUUCCGAGUGUACAGAAAUGAAUCAACCAUCCCAAGGAUUAACAACGGUGACAUUUGCUAAAAGCGUGCCGAUGUCCACGUACUUAGCUUGUUUCAUAGUCAGCGAUUUCGUGGCGCUUACCAAAAUGGCGAACGGUCUCGAUGGCCGUCAGUUUCCGGUUAGCGUGUAUACGACCAGAGAUCAGCAACAGAAAGGCUGGUUUGCUCUCGAUGUCGGUGUGAUGAUUAUCGAAUAUUAUAUCAAGCUGUUUGGCAUCGAUUAUCCUUUGCCAAAACUUGACAUGGCGGCCAUUCCAGACUUCGUAUCCGGUGCCAUGGAAAACUGGGGACUUGUCACAUACAGAGAAGCAAGAUUAUUAUUCGAUGAGAAGUCGAGUGCCACUUCAAAGACCUAUGACAUCCUCACUAUAAUUAGUCACGAGUUUGCUCAUAUGUGGUUUGGAAAUUUGGUCACUAUGUCCUGGUGGAACGAUUUGUGGCUGAACGAGGGUUUUGCGUCCUUCAUGCAAUACAAAAGUGCUGAUGGCGUUUUCCCUGGUUGGGGUCUGAUGGAAAUGUUCCUCAUCGAACAAAUGCACUCAGUCUUCGUAACAGACGCGAAAUUAAGCUCUCACCCUAUCGUCCAAACAGUCAGCAACCCCGACGAAAUAACAGCGAUCUUCGACGAAAUUUCUUACAAAAAGGGUUCCUCGGUCAUUCGAAUGAUGGAAAAUUUCAUAGGACCCGACGUGUUCUACGGUGCCAUCACUGCCUACUUGAACAAAUUCAAGUAUCACAACGCGGAGACCGCUGAUCUUUUCAAGAUAUUGCAAGACUCUUCUCCGGAUAAAUUGAACGUAACUGCUAUUAUGGAUACGUGGACCAGACAGAAAGGAUUUCCGGUUGUUAACGUGAAGCGAACGGGCAAUAAUUAUAUGCUGACUCAGAAGCGAUUCCUCGCUGAUCCCGAUGCUCAGUUCGAUGUUUCAGAAUCGGAAUACGGGUACAAGUGGACCAUACCCAUCACUUACAUCUCCAACAAAACAUCCAAACCUGCGCUUCUAUGGUUCAACAAGGAUGCCAGCUACUUACUGAUCGAGUUUAAGGAGCCACAAGAAUGGAUCAAGUUCAAUGCGGAUGAAGUCGGCUAUUAUCGAGUGAAUUACGAAACAAGCGAAUGGAACGCUCUCAACAAACUUCUACAAUCUGCUCACACGAGAUUGUCGGUGUCGGACAGAGCGCAUCUUCUGGAAGACUCCUUCAGCUUAGCAAGCGCUGGAGAGCUCGAAUAUGAAAUAGCGAUGAACAUGACAGGGUAUCUCUCCAGAGAAAGCCACCCCAUUCCGUGGAGCGUUGCGUCCUCUAAAUUGACUGCUAUCGACACCCUAUUGUCGUCAACCCCCUCCUCAGCAAAAUUCAAGCAAUACGUAAGAAAUUUGGUGAGCUCCAUCUACGAAGAAGUAGGGUGGACCGUGGACAGCAACGAGGAUCGCAUUCAUUUGAAACUUCGAACGACGAUUCUCGGACUGGCCUGCUCGGUGGAGCACGGAAAGUGCCUGGAGGACGCUGGAAAAUUGUUCAAGAACUGGACAGAGAAUCCCAAGGAUGUUCGUCCGCAUCCUGACAUCCGCAGCCUAGUUUAUUAUUACGGAAUGCAUCACGUUGGCGAUGAGGCUUCGUGGAACAUCGUGUUCAAGAAGUUUGUCGCUGAGAGCGACGCUGCGGAGAAGCUGAUGCUGCUGAAGGGACUGACUGCCAUACGAUCUGUUUGGAUUUUGAACAAAUUCAUCACAACAGCCACAGACGAGAACUACGUCCGCUCUCAGGACUUCUUAAACUGCUUAACCGCCAUAUCUGAGAAUCCUCUGGGAACACCAUUGGUCUGGGACUGGGUACGGUCCAACUGGGACUUCCUAGUGAACAGGUACACCUUGAACGAUCGAUACCUCGGUUCGUUGAUUCCAUCGAUCACGAAGACCUUCGCGACGGAGACUCGUCUGGAAGAAAUGAAGGCGUUCUUCGCGAAAUAUCCAGACGCUGGCGCUGGCGCCAUGAACCGAGCGAAAGCUUUGGAAACUGUAUCGAAUAACAUCAAAUGGUUGGUGAAGAACCGGGAGAAAUUGGACAAUUGGUUGAAAGCUUAUGGACAAUGUGAUUGCGAUUGAAGAGAUGUGUGAUUUCUGAAGAUUAUAAAUAUUUACAGAAACUUAACCGGAGGAUGGCAAUUGUGGCAAUUUACUGAGAAUCGACUGAAAUUGGUUACUUAAAUAUUUUUAAAAAAUAGUAUACAAAAAUUUGAAAAUUAUACAGCCAGCCAAUUCAUUUGAAGGUUAAGUUAAAUAGUAGUAAAAAAGAUUCUAUAAAUUUGAUCUCUUUAAAUCACAUUUUACUGAAACUUUCAUAUAAAUUAUAAUUUUCUGGGAGUUGAGGUUAAAAAUCAAAGCUUUGUUCAAAAUUUUUUUUGGAAACAGAUAUACUUAAAUAUUUGUUCUCAGGACAACGAGGAACAUGCUUUAUAAAACAUGCAUUUAACUUUUUUACUUCACACAUUUUGUAAGAAUGUUUGUAUACAAGAAGCUUUGUAAUGUUUUUUCGACGAAUAAAACACGGUACAAGUAAAUCUA
Molecule: messenger RNA, 3561 nt
Organism: Megachile rotundata (alfalfa leafcutting bee)
Lineage: Eukaryota; Metazoa; Arthropoda; Insecta; Hymenoptera; Megachilidae
Product: glutamyl aminopeptidase
Biological process (GO): peptide catabolic process; proteolysis
Cellular component (GO): membrane; cytoplasm
Molecular function (GO): zinc ion binding; metalloaminopeptidase activity; peptide binding
Source: RefSeq, a predicted model, not a curated record